Micropterus dolomieu (smallmouth bass) is the source of this 1515-nucleotide messenger RNA. RefSeq names its product stonustoxin subunit beta-like. The annotation marks the transcript as partial. Gene Ontology annotation, molecular function: protein binding. The transcript has 3 exons. Lineage: Eukaryota; Metazoa; Chordata; Actinopteri; Centrarchiformes; Centrarchidae. The record is from RefSeq and is a predicted model, not a curated record.
UCUGGCCUCAGCUCUGAGCUCCAACCCCUCCCACCUGAGAGAGCUGGACCUGAGUUACAAUCAUCCAGGAGACUCCAGAGUGAAGCUGCUGUCUGCUGGACUGGAAGAUCCACACUGGAGACUGGACACUCUCAGAGUGGAGCCUGGUGGACUCCGAUGGUUGAGACCAGGUCUGAAGAAGUAUUCCUGUGAACUCACACUCGACACAAAGACAGUACACAGAAAGAUCAAACUGACUGACAACAGCAGGAAGUCAACAUAUGUUAAGGAGGAUCAGUCAUAUCCUGAUUAUCCAGACAGGUUUACCUAUUGGCCUCAGCUGCUGUGUGGAGAUAGACUGACUGGUCGCUGUUACUGGGAGGUCGAGUGGAGAGGAUGGGUUGAAAUAUCAGUGAGUUGCAGAGGAAUCAGAAGGAGAGGAGACAGUAAUGACUGUUUGUUUGGAAUGAAUGGUCAGUCCUGGAGUCUGAUCUGCUCUGACUAUUUUGGUUAUACUGUCUGUCACAAUAACAUAAGAACAUCCAUCUCCUCCUCCUUCGCCUCCUCUGACAGAGUAGCAGUGUAUGUGGACUGUCCUGCUGGCUCUCUGUCAUUCUUCAGAGUCUCUGACACACUGAUCCACCUCCACACCUUCAACACCACAUUCACUGAACCUCUUUAUCCUGGCUUUGGGUUCUGGACAUAUGGUUCCUCAGUGUCUCUGUGUUCUCUAUUAGAGAAUGAGAUGUUUACUUAUUGAGUGUGUUUUUAUUUCUGUAUUAAUUUUGAUUGUGGCAGAUGCGGUCCUCCAUAGCUGUAAGCACAUUUAUCAGCAUGUUGACUCAGAAUGUUGCUUUUCUUAUCAACAUCUUACUAUCAGGGCUGCAAACUCAUCUGGGGAGAUGUUUUCCCCGGUUCAGUUAGUUUUGGUUUGUUUUCACACUGCAAUCAUGAAAGCGCUUUACAUGAUAUACUUGCAUCCUGUCGUCAUUAUCUAUGUGGGCAGCGUCUCCCUAUACUUGACAUGGAUUGGUUUGUAAAAAGACGUUUGCCUGAUGUUAGCGUGCUGUCAGUUGCGCAGGUGGCUUUGAUAAGAAUGUCACGUUAUAUUUUGUCCUUAAUGGUCCGAACAAUAUGAACUAUUUUGUGCAGCUUCUCAUCGUACUUGGAAGGUUCCACAUCCACAUAUCAAAAUGAACUCCAAACCUGCUUCAAUUACUGCUGAACUGAAACACUAAUGCACCUCAAUGAAACACUUAAAAAAUUAAAAAGCGAGAAAAGCUCCAAUAUUCUGGAAGAACUGAAUUUAUUUGAGCUUCUGGUGAUGUAAGAUGUAUUUUAUUAAUUGUAUCCUUUGCAUAUUUCUUUGUUGUAAUGAACAUUGCAUUAAUAAAAAAAAGCUUUGGCAAGAACUUCAUUUUGAUUCGGACCGAGGCUACCUCUUUUUUUGCUUGGACCAAAUUUCGUCAGUUUGGUCAGGACCGUGGUCUGGGGAAAGUUUCACACCUGUAAUUUUGUUUCGGAUCAAACUGAAAA